Messenger RNA from Electrophorus electricus (electric eel), 4441 nucleotides. The record is from RefSeq and is a predicted model, not a curated record. Lineage: Eukaryota; Metazoa; Chordata; Actinopteri; Gymnotiformes; Gymnotidae.
GCAAAUCGGCUUGCUCCAGUCGGCGCCCCGUGAGUCAAAGCGCGUGACUGUGACUCCGACGCUGACUGUGGCGGCGUGGGAAAAACAACAACAACAACAAAAAACAAACAAACAGACCGACACCACUGCGAGACUGACCGGGAGAGAGAUUCGGCGGAAGUUUACCGAGCCAAAUUCGUGUCCUCCGGCUGCCGUGUCCGGUAAAGGGUAUCUGUGGACAUCCAGUGCAUCCAGCGCUCGUGGUUUUGCGAACGGCCCCCCUUUCCAGCAUCUGUGUCCUGAGCUCCCCUACCUGGCCACUGAACCCACUUGUCAUUUGGUGUCCCCCUUUGACUGCCAUCAUUGAGCCAGCAGCAGCAGUCAUGGGACGAAAAUUGGACCUAUCUGGACUGACAGACGAUGAGGCAGAGCAUGUGCUCAGAGUGGUACAGCGAGACAUGAAACUCCGCAAGAAAGAGGAAGAACGCCUCAGUGAGCUGAAGCAGGAGUUGGAGGAGGAGGGUGCGCGCUGCCUGCUCCUGGCCGGCCGCCGCUGCUUCAACCAGCAGUGCUGCAUCCGCUGCUGCCGGCCCUUCGGCUUCCUGCGGAACCUGCGCCGGGACUGCCUGGACUGCCGUUACAACGUCUGCGGAGCCUGCUGCACCUACAGCCAGCGCCAAGGAGGCUACGUCUGCACCGUCUGCCAGAAGAGCAGGUUUCUGAGAACCCAGUCUUUGGAAUGGUAUUACAACAACGUCAAGAGUCGCUUUAAGAGGUUUGGCAGUGCAAAAGUCCUCAAGACCCUCUACAAGAAACAUAUAAUCGAGAGGGGAGCCCUCUCAGAGUUACCAGAGGGCAGCGCUCCCGAGGGCAGUAAUGAGAACGAUGGCAGUGCAUGUGGUAGUGACUCCACCCUCUACAGGCAGAGCGAAGGUCACAGCAUGGCGGAUACGCUCACUGUUGCCCUGCGUGUUGCUGAGGAAGCCAUAGAGGAGGCUAUCACUAAAGCAGAGAGCUACAGGGACAGCCUGGAGAAACAGAAUGAGGCCCGCUACCUACGGGAUCACCGAGAGGAGCUCAUAGACGAGCUCGCGACCACCAUCGUCCAAAAAAUCAUUCACAGAGGGAAGCGUUCAGAGAUGCAGGCAGAAUAUGACUUUGUUUGGUCUCAGGCUCAGAACAGUGGACUUCUGUCCCCAAUCUCUGCAUCAAGCAUGCACCUGUCAGCACAGGACACACACGCCACUGCACAGCACAGCAAUCUUGCCCAGGCCUGCCUCAAGAACACCUGGAGGUCCCAAUCUGCCUUUUCCCUGACAAGUGAUGAGUCUCCAGACAAAGCCCCAGAGGCUGAUGAGACAGCCGGAGGGGCAGAGCCAGGGGAGGAGCCACAUAUCCAGCUUUACUCCUCCCUCCGUAGAGAGUCCCGUGCUUCUGUGCCAGGCUGGAAAAGCGUGGACCGCCUGGACAACUCCAACGCCUCGUCUGUGCUGCAGUCCCCGGAUGGCAACUGGAUGGCCCUGCAGACCUCGCAGCAUUCCCGGCCGAGUCUGCUGACCAAGCGCAAGAGCCUGGUGUUCAACGUCCUGGAGAAGGAGUCUGGCGUGGUGUCUGCGUACGAUGAGCUUGGCUCUGACUCCGAGGCUGGCGAGCAGGGCGGCUGGGGCAUGGCCCUGCUGCAGAUUCGUCGCCGCCUCUCCGACGAGACGUAUUACACGGACCCGCAGCACGAGCCAGAGUGGCCAUGCGCCCCGCUGCGCCAGCCCGCCACGUCGCCCUCCUCGGGCCAGUACACCAACACGGAGACCCUCAACUCGGAUUCAGAGGCCUCGGCAGAGCCGCCCGGGCAAGCGUGCGAGCCCACUUGUAACUACCCCCAGGAGGGUAGAAAAGGACCUGCCGAACCUCAUCCACCGUACGCUCCCUAUUUGCCCUACAGACACCCGCCUGCGGUCACGGUCUCGUCCGACACCCUGGACGUGAACUUUAACCCCCGGGUGCGCGGGGAUAGCAGCGAAGGGGAAGAGCAGAGCGAGCAAAUCAGGCGGUUCCGGCGGCGGAGGCGGAGCAAGCGUGAGCUGGAUGAGCACAGCUGUGCACACAGUGCAUUAUACACGACUGCCACAGCGGAGAACAGUGCCCUCUUGCUCAAUGCCAUGAUACUGCGUCGUCAGCAGAGCCAGGAGAUUCACCCCCACUUCAACUAUCAAACUCCAGACACCGUCACCCCACCUUACCUUUUGACCUCUGGCGCCAUGAUGCCUGAACCUGACUACCAGGACACAGCUCUCAACUCUAUGGCCAAUAGUCCUCUGACUCAACACCAAGCUGAGACCAGUAAAAUAGGGCCUAGCAACCAAGGCCUCAAGUUUAGUGCCUCCACUGGAAAUGACACUUUGGACCAGCAGCUGAAGUCCAAACUCUCUGAGCUAGUUGGACAAAUCAGCAGGGAAGAUAUGACCUCAUCAGAGGAUGAGCCAAUCAGAAAAGUUGGCAAAAGGUGGGAUGACGAGGAGAGGGAGAAAGGAAGUGAGCGACCAAGACAGAUGGAGAGGCCAAGCGAUGGUCAGAAAGAGAGUAAGAGUGAAGGAAAGACAGAGAAGAGGAACACAGAGAGCGCCAGCGAGGCGUGGCUGGAGAGAGACCCAAACAACGCAGCACAACAUGUGGAGAGGGAGACAGACAGAACGAGGGCGAGACAGCACGAGCUGUACAGGCAAGUAGAAAGAGACCAAGCGAGAAAUGUCGAGAAGCAGCGAGAAAUCAAGGUGCAGGUCAACAGGGAGAUGGAGAUGCCGAGAGAGAGAGAACGAUGGGUCAAAAGGGAGCAAGCGAGACGAGCGGAGGAGGACGGAGAGGUGGAGAGUACGGGCGGAGGAAGGUCCGGGGCAGCCGAGGGAGCGCUUCAGACGCUGGCGCACGUAAGCGGCCCCGGCGCCAGACCCCACAUGCGCGAGAGGAGAGCAGGCAGCGUAGCAUCCUACGCUGCGCCAACGAGAGAGGAGAGCGAGGAAGAGGACAGCGAAGCAGACGAGCCGACCGGGGCGAGAGCGAGGAGGGCGGUGAUGAGGAGGAGCAAAUCGGAGCGAGGCCCCGAUACAAGGCCGCAGGAGCGUGAGAUGAAGAGGACGAGGUCGGCAGUCACGUUGGCAGACAGCGCCCCCUGCAGGCUGGAGGAACAAACGCCCCCGACUGAGUUGGCUGCUACCGACCGUGCUCUUCAGGAGAAGGUUCAGUUGCUCUCCCCUUUCAUGCACCAGAAGUAUUCGGCCGCUUCUUUGUGCAGUAUCACCACAGAGGUUCUGAAGGUCCUGAACGCUACAGAGGAACUUAUCGGGGAAGCAGAGGGUAAAGUUCAAAACCUCUCUGAGUCCCCAGCUGGCACACCCCUUUCCUCUGGCCCAGACAGUAAGAAACUGGACCAGCAUCUCACCAAGAUGGAGGAAAACGUGUACCUGGCUGCAGGAGCAGUGUAUGGCCUAGAGGGGGCGCUAAGUGAGCUGGAGGACUGUGCUCGCAACAUCAGCAGCUGCACCACUGAAACAGAACUUGCUUUUUUGGAGGACCAGGUGGCCACCGCCGCUGCUCAGGUGCAACAGUCAGAGCUACAGAUCUCAGACAUCGAGGCAAGGAUAUCGGCACUUAAAAACGCCGGCCUGAAUGUGUCUACAUGCUCACGAUUUUCCAAGUUCAAGCCCAAACCUAAGCCUCAGACCCUAGACUAUUCACGCCAGCUGAGGCGGAAGCUGCCUGCUCCACCUGCCACAGAAAAAGAAAGCAAUCCCAAAUUGUAGGGGAGAUCUCUGCAGCCGUGAUGACAAUGAUGGUGACGGCAGCGAUGCACCCCAACGUCCUCCCCCAGCCGCCGAAUGCCCCUCCUCCUCCAGCUCUGCGUCUCGACUCGCUCUGACCAAAAGGACCACCGGGCUCUUCCACACCUGUGCCUUGAUCUCACACUUUGGUCCUUGGCCUCACCACUACCAUGAUCGGUCAUCUUCAACCCCACCCAACACUCACCCUCGCCCCCUGCCCCCUGGCUUGAACUCUUCCUCUCCAGUGAAGACAUUUCUCCUGAGUCCACAAAUGGAACUGAACCCUGCACCUCCGCUAUGCUACAGCUCCCCCUGAGACCUGUUAUUCUCUCUCUGCCUUAAAGGAGUCUAUACUCCUCUACGAACCAUCACAGAGGUUAUAUUUACAGAAUGUCAAUAUAAUCAGAGUUACUGACAUAGAAUCGCUGUAUGUAACUGUGGACACGGAACAAACAUUACCGUUUGCAGGCUCUUUUUUUCUUACUGUUUGCUAGAACGUUCUAGGAGUUCUGUGUGUUGGUAACAUGUCCCAAAAAAUUGUGUAUGAUCUGUGUUCCCAAAAUAGGCUGAACCAUAUCUGGUAAGAGUGUUGUACGUUAAAAUGUUAUGAAGAAACUAAAGAAAAAGUUAUCGCCACAGGACCUGUUUGA